Cavia porcellus (domestic guinea pig) is the source of this 981-nucleotide messenger RNA. Its product is annotated as olfactory receptor 51G2-like. Gene Ontology annotation, molecular function: G protein-coupled receptor activity; olfactory receptor activity. The record is from RefSeq and is a predicted model, not a curated record. Gene Ontology annotation, cellular component: plasma membrane. Lineage: Eukaryota; Metazoa; Chordata; Mammalia; Rodentia; Caviidae. The coding region runs from base 1 to 981 and encodes 326 amino acids. Gene Ontology annotation, biological process: G protein-coupled receptor signaling pathway. The transcript is spliced from 2 exons.
AUGGAGCACAUGCAGAAUGGACAAGUAUGCGCUUCUGGCAUCAUUUUUCCUGCUAACAGCACCAGCUCUAUCUUCUCCAGCUUCCUGGUCACAGGCAUCCCAGGGCUGGAAGCUGGCCACGUCGGGGUCUCUAUACCCUUCUGCACCAUGUUCCUCAUCACCUUGGUGGGCAAUUUGACCAUCAUCACAGUUGUGUGGAGGGAGCACAGUCUCCAUGUGCCCAUGUACCUAUUCCUGGCCAUGCUGGCUGCCUCUGACCUGGGCCUGUCCCUCGUCACCUUCCCCACCAUGCUGCGCAUCUUCUGGCUGGAUGCUCGAGAGCUGACCUUCCCUGCUUGCUUCACCCAGAUGUUCUUCAUUCACACCUUCCAGGUUGGUGAAUCUGCUGUUAUUCUCGCUAUGGCCUUUGAUCGCUAUGUCGCCAUUUCUCAGCCACUGCGCUAUUCCUCCAUCCUCACUCACAGGGUGAUUGGGAAGAUAGGUUUGAUUAUUGUUAUUCGAACUUUGACAGUGCAGGUGCCUCUGCCUAUCCUCUUGAAGAGGCUGUGCUUCUGUGGCUCCAACGUACUUUCUCAUUCCUACUGCCUGCAUCCUGACAUCAUAAAGCUCUCCUGCUCCAAUACCAGGGUCAAUAGCAUCUAUGGACUCUUCGUGGUGCUCUCCACCAUGGGUCUUGACUUCCUCCUCAUUCUCCUUUCUUACGUGUUGAUUCUGAAAACUGUGCUGAGCAUUGCCUCCCAUGGUGGGCGCCUCAAAGCUCUCAACACCUGCAUCUCCCACCUAUGUGCUGUGGUCCUCUUCUUCACACCCAUGAUCUGCCUGUCUAUGCUGCACCGCUUUGGCCCCAGGCUUCCCUCCCACGUCUAUGUGACCAUGGCCAACAUGCACUUCCUCAUUCCCCCAGUAAUGAAUCCCAUUGUGUAUGUGGUGAAAACUAAGCAGAUUCGAGACAAAGUCCUGAAACAGUUCUUUAAAAAGUAA